CGGGCCAUUUUUGGGGCUCCCCCACCAAUCAGAUCUAACGUAUUCGUAUCCUUCCGUUCGUAAUUUUCGAGGGCUAGCUUUCCCGGUUCUCUCAGACGCUCAACUCGUGCCGUUCAGCUCGCUCGAGUUAGAAGACUUGAUCGUUUCGUGAAGAAAGUCGGAAGGAAAAGGUCGCCACCAUGGACGCGAUCAAGAAGAAAAUGCAAGCGAUGAAGCUUGAGAAGGACAAUGCGCAGGACAAAGCCGAUACCUGCGAAGCGCAGGCAAAGGAGGCGAAUAUGCGCGCGGAUAAGGUCCUAGAGGAGGUCGCAGAACUUACGAAAAAACUCGCUCAGGUCGAAGGUGAUCUCGAAGCUAACAAACAAAAUCUCGAGCAGGCCAAUAAGGAUCUCGAGGAACGUGAAAAGUCCCUUACCAACGCCGAAUCCGAGGUCGCCGCUCUUAAUAGAAAAGUCCAGCUGAUUGAAGAGGAUCUAGAAAGAUCCGAGGAACGUCUCAACACUGCGACUGCCAAACUCGCUGAAGCGUCUCAAGCUGCUGAUGAAUCUAGCCGUAUGUGCAAAGUAUUGGAGAACCGUGCACAACAGGAUGAGGAAAGGAUGGAUCAGCUGACGAAUCAGCUUAAGGAGGCUCGUCUUCUAGCUGAGGACGCUGAUGGAAAAUCAGACGAAGUUUCACGCAAGCUGGCCUUCGUUGAAGACGAGUUAGAAGUCGCUGAGGAUCGUGUCAAAUCGGGCGAAGCAAAGAUCAUGGAAUUAGAAGAAGAAUUGAAAGUCGUCGGAAACAGUUUGAAAUCUUUGGAAGUAUCCGAGGAGAAGGCUAAUCAACGAGUCGAAGAAUUCAAACGUCAAUUGAAAACGCUGACUGUUAAACUAAAGGAAGCAGAAGCUCGAGCAGAAUUCGCUGAGAAGACAGUGAAGAAACUCCAGAAGGAGGUUGACAGGCUUGAGGACGAGCUUGGUAUCAACAAGGACAGAUACAAGUCACUCGCCGACGAAAUGGACUCCACGUUCGCCGAAUUGGCAGGAUAUUAGAUCGAUUUUCAUAUUUAUUAUGCUUCGGCUAAUUUCUUUCAUCGAUUCUGCCCUUUUUUUUUCUCUCUCUCGUUAAAGGCAACGAUUCUCUCGUCUCGAGGAACUUCGAAUUUUUCGUGAAAAGAAAAAAAGGAUGGGUGAAAGAUCUAUCGCAAUUAUGAUCAAGAUCAAUUAGCGAUCAUCCACGCGUCCAUAUUCAUUUCUUUACGUUAAUCGUGACGGACAGCUAAUUAAGUUUUAUUCUGUUAAACUGUUAUACGAAGAGUAUCAUGUAAUAAGCAACUGUAAUGCAACGAUCAUGUUAAUAAACUACCGUAAUAAGA
Messenger RNA from Vespa mandarinia (Asian giant hornet), 1357 nucleotides. It is a transcript of the gene Tm2, whose product is annotated as tropomyosin 2. The record is from RefSeq and is a predicted model, not a curated record. Lineage: Eukaryota; Metazoa; Arthropoda; Insecta; Hymenoptera; Vespidae.